UCGCCCGCCAGUCACCAGUCGCGGGCAUUGCACACCGCAUGCGUAGCUACCUAGAAAUUUCGGAUUUAUCUAACUUAUAAAUGGGCAGGCUACAUUACACGAAGGUCAUUCAGUGAUAAACAGUGAUUGACAGACCAUCCGAGAGCGGACAUUUGAAGAGUAGAAGAGAAUUCGAAAGUUUUAUAUAAAUAAAUUAAAUUUGUGAAAGCCAAAAAUGGGUUGCUCAUCCAGCUCUAUUUACGAUAGUAGCGACGAAAGCAGUGAUGGAGUAUAUGUGGAACUGCGCUCAACACCACGCAAACGUAACUUCAGCAGUCGCAUUAACAGCACCGCUGAAAGCAACUAUGCCAAGCCGCAACGUUGUGCUAGCAGCAGCACGAGCGGUUGGAGUAGCGAUGGUAUGCGAUCACCAGCAUCCGUGCCAUCAACACCACCAAGAAAAGGGCAACAACUGAAGCGCUCGCCCGCCUUUCGGAAACCGAAUCGCAAGUAUGCGAGAGUGUCCAAUAAGCUGAAAGCCACACCAGAAACUCCACAAAAGCAGCAGCCACAGCAAUCGGAGCGCAUGCCACAGUAUCGCACUUUGGAGCGUUCGUAUGGUUACUACUCUGGUGGCUCCACCGACGACCUCGACAGCAGUUGGAGUACGUUUAGCUGCAAUAGCAUACUUUUGAACACGCAGGACAUGAGCAAUUCGAGCGUGGAAAGCAGCAAUGCACCAGAAUGUGAUGAGCCUGUUUCGAAUCUAAAGAUGGAAAUCUUAAUGAUUCGCGAAAAUGAGAAAAUCAUGCCGAAUACAUCUUCACCAAUCGCCCAGCGGCGCGGCGUUUCAUUCACAAAUUAUGUCAACUAUACGCCACCUACAGGUACGUAUUGCCGCUGGCGUAAAAAUCUGCACGAGGCGCCCGCGUAUUCCACUUGUAAUAUCAGCCAUUUGCCAGAAGCAGUAGCUGGCCUAUUCGGUCCACUCACUCAACCAGCUUACAUUUAUAAACAGGAUUUUGAGUAUGUCAGUGCACCGAAACGCUAUUGCGUAGACUCCAGAACAAACAAAGAUCACUCUGCGCCCAGCGUGCCGUUGGCUGCAGUUGUGCCCGGUUAUGGAGUCGCGCGCACCAUCGAAUCAACCGAACUGUGUACGCACACUUCCGCCCACAGGCGGAAAUGUUGUUGUCUCACCGACUGAAUAAUCGAAUGGAUUAUGAAUCUGGCUCUAUUGGGAACUUAUACUGUGAUUAUCCUGUGACAAAAGUGGUCCAAGUAACUGCUGGCUGUUGAAUACUCGUAACUACUGAAUACUGAACUGACUGAAACUAUGUAAAUAAGUGGCUGUUGCCAACCUGACUAUGAAUAUUACCUGAAUUGUUAUUUAUUUGUAAUAGUUGUAGCGAAAUUUUUUAGAUGAAAAUA
Messenger RNA from Anastrepha ludens (Mexican fruit fly), 1410 nucleotides. RefSeq lists its product as uncharacterized. The transcript has a single exon. The record is from RefSeq and is a predicted model, not a curated record. The coding region runs from base 215 to 1186 and encodes 323 amino acids. NCBI's taxonomy places the organism in Eukaryota, Metazoa, Arthropoda, Insecta, Diptera, Tephritidae.